GUCGAUUUGUAAAUGUCUUUCGAAAUGUAGAUAGAAACUUUUGCAAGUAUACGUUGGCACCGUUGCCAGCGGGGUCGGAAAGACUGCCCACCUAAUCCAGACAAUGAAGCCGCUAUUUAUAUCACUCACAAAGCCGAGUCGACGGUCUUGUUUUCCGCCCGUUUAUCAUGCUCAAAAUGGGUUCGGAGGAGCUACGACCUAUUCCUGCUUUCCACAAUCUCAGCGAGAUUUAUAACACAGAGGAGACUCUUGAGCGGGAGAGGCAAAGGUGGAGCGCCCUAGUUCAAAGUUUUGUAGAAGAGUUUGGCGGGCAACCGAACUAUAUUAUUCGAGCACCGGGCAGAGUGAAUGUGUUAGGAGAGCAUAUAGAUUACUCUCUCUUUCCUGUACUGCCCGCGGCAAUCGAACAGGAUAUUAUCGUUGGGAUUCGCCCGACUGCAACGUUUCCAAACAAGAUCUCCGUUGACCUCGCCAAUGCCGUCAAGUCGUAUCCAAACGCUGAGCUCCAGCUUGCUCGUGAUCAAGAAUUGUGGUCAUUAAAGGUACCGCUUCCAAGCAAGGCGAAAGGGUGGGAGCGAUACGUUGUCGCUGUUUUAUUAGAGUGUUUGGAGAGGUUUGCGGAGCAAUUGCAAGACGGAGCUGCGGGCAUGGAAGUCAUGGUCUCUGGUACGGUGCCUGAAGGAGCUGGGCUGAGUAGCUCGGCGGCUUUUGUUGUCGGCAUCAUCGUGGCAUUCCUUGUCGCCAAUGGUUUACAGGAAGGAGUGAGCAGGGUGCAAGUUGUGGAUAUCGCCAUGGCCGCAGAACACCGCUUGGGGCUCAAAAGCGGUGGUAUGGACCAAGCCGCUUCUAUCCUUUCUGUCCCCAACAGCUUGCUCCAUCUUUCCUUUUAUCCGUCUCUCAAACCCGCAAUACUUCCUCUUCCUUCGUCACUCACAUUAGUCAUUACCAACUCGAUGGCACCUCACUCUCUAGCCGAUUCUGCUCCAGACCGCUACAAUCUUCGAGUCGUUGAAAAUCUUUGCGCUACCCGUAUCCUGCUUCACACCUUUGGUGCGGAUGCGGGUGUUCUCUCCACGACGCAGCGAGGAUCUACCGGUCGACUUUGGCUCCGUGAGGCGCUUGAACAUUGGGCAGAGGAUGCUCACAUGGAUGAGGAAACUGUUUAUCGGAAUCUGCUCGCUCGUAUUGUAGGAGUCCUUGGCAAAGAAGGUCGCGACAAGAAUGGUUGGACCAAAAAUCAGAUGAUUGAAGAAAGCGGUAUGACAGCAGAAGACUUUGAGGCGACGUUCUUGGCGUUCAUUCCUAUCCGUGCCACACGGUUCUACCUGUUGCAGCGGGUACAGCAUACGCUCGAAGAGUCACUUCGGGUCUGCAGCUUCAAAAGGCUUUGCGAGGCGUCGGUGGCCACAUCUGACAACAGAGUCAGCGAAACCGGUCUUGUCAAAGAAUUAGGCGCGUUGAUCACCGCUUCUCACGUAUCAAUGAGAGAUCUUUACGAGGCCACCGUGCCAGAAGUGGACGACCUUCAAGCACUUUGCUUGCAAUGCGGGUCGUUAGGAUCGCGUCAGACAGGCGGUGGAUGGGGAGGCGCCGUGAUUUCUCUUCUCCCGUCGAAUCGGGCUAGUGAUUUCCUCAGAGAAGUCAGGAAGAUGUAUAGCCUUUAUAGGGGUCUUUCAGUAGAUGAGUUAGACAAGGCUGCGUUUAUAACCGUUCCAGGAUCAGGCGCUGGCUUCUAUCCAUUGAUGGAAGGCUGCAAGAUAGUGUAGUGAAGUCGUAUUAUCUCUGCAAUGUAAUUCUCAAUGCCAUGCAUAUGCUUGCACCUGUGCCUUCUCUUUAGUCGACAGCACUGACAGUCUCUCGGAAAGUGUCGUUGCGAGA
Cryptococcus deneoformans JEC21 is the source of this 1878-nucleotide messenger RNA. Its product is annotated as galactokinase, putative. The transcript is spliced from 8 exons. Gene Ontology annotation, molecular function: galactokinase activity; ATP binding. Gene Ontology annotation, cellular component: cytoplasm; cytosol. Lineage: Eukaryota; Fungi; Basidiomycota; Tremellomycetes; Tremellales; Cryptococcaceae. Bases 168 to 1766 code for a protein of 532 amino acids. The record is from RefSeq and is a predicted model, not a curated record. Gene Ontology annotation, biological process: galactose metabolic process; carbohydrate phosphorylation.